Molecule: messenger RNA, 1712 nt
Organism: Lepus europaeus (European hare)
Lineage: Eukaryota; Metazoa; Chordata; Mammalia; Lagomorpha; Leporidae
Gene: HHEX
Product: hematopoietically expressed homeobox
Exons: 4
Coding region: 35-850 (271 amino acids)
Biological process (GO): cell differentiation; regulation of transcription by RNA polymerase II
Molecular function (GO): RNA polymerase II cis-regulatory region sequence-specific DNA binding; DNA-binding transcription factor activity, RNA polymerase II-specific
Source: RefSeq, a predicted model, not a curated record
GGCAGCUCUCGGAGGGGCCGCAGCGCACGGAGCCAUGCAGUACCCGCACCCCGGGCCCGCGGCGGCGGCGGCGGCGGCGGGGGUGCCCCUGUACGCGCCCACGCCUCUGUUGCAGCCCGCGCACCCGACGCCCUUCUACAUCGAGGACAUCCUGGGCCGGGCGCCCGCCGCGCCCACGCCCACCCCCACGCUGCCGUCCCCCAACUCGUCCUUCACCAGCCUCGUGUCCUCCUACCGGACCCCGGUAUACGAGCCCACGCCGAUCCACCCCGCCUUCUCCCACCACUCCGCCGCCGCGCUGGCCGCCGCCUACGGCCCCAGCGGCUUCGGGGGCCCUCUGUACCCCUUCCCGCGGACGGUGAACGACUACACGCACGCCUUGCUCCGCCACGACCCCUUGGGCAAACCCUUGCUCUGGAGCCCCUUCCUGCAGAGGCCUCUGCAUAAGAGGAAAGGCGGCCAGGUGAGGUUCUCCAACGACCAGACCAUCGAGCUGGAGAAGAAGUUCGAGACCCAGAAGUACCUCUCCCCGCCCGAGAGGAAGCGGCUGGCCAAGAUGCUGCAGCUCAGCGAGAGGCAGGUCAAAACCUGGUUUCAGAAUCGACGCGCUAAAUGGAGAAGACUAAAACAGGAAAACCCUCAAAGCGGCAAAAAAGAGCAGGAAAAUGUGGACAGUCCUUGUGAGCAGCGGCCAGACUUGCCCGGUGAACAGCACAAAGGUGCUUCUUUGGAUAGCUCCCAAUGCUCACAGUCCCCUGCUUCCCAGGAAGACCUUGAGUCAGAGAUCUCAGAGGAUUCUGAUCAGGAAGUGGACAUCGAGGGGGAUAAAGGCUAUUUUAAUGCUGGAUGAUUACCACUGGCACUGGCACACAGAAAACUGGACUUGGGAAUAACGUUUUGCAACAGAAGGUCUUCGUAGAAGAACUGGAAAACUUUAUAAGAAAGGGAAUCAAUUUUCUGGUAUUCUGGAAACCGAAAAUAUUUGGUGCACUGGUUAAUGAACAAACCUACGUUGAAGCCUGCAUUUUGACUUAACAGAUGGUUCAUGUAGGUUGUUUGGGUAAGGUGACUUUUCAGUGAUUAAAUUCACCACCAUCACCACCCCCCUUUAAAACAGUAAAUUGUUAUUGGUAUUUAUAAACAGCAAUAUUUGAAGGUUUCUGUGAACAUUUUGUUAUAACGUCAAGGUUUUCAUAGGGUCUGCUUGAACGACUUUUCCAUGACCUGUCUGUACAUCCUACUGCGUGGGAAAGCAGAGCAGAACCAACCCCGAAUCCAGAGUGUACUUUGGGUCUGGGUCCCUUGGUGUUAAAAGGGAACAUUCUUUACUUCUAUAUGAUGGUCAUAUCCCGAUGCCUUAAAUCCAAAACCAUUUCAAUAGCUUGUGUCUGGGGGCAGUGUGUCCUUUCUGUCAUAUAAGACUUCAAUGCUUGUUGUGCACUGUCACUUAUUACCUGUUUGACCAAGGUGUUAAGGGGUAGUACAGUCCAGCACAGGCAGAGAAACUGACUCCUUGGAGACAGAAUUCAUUGCAGGCUUAUUAAAUGUAAGUAGAUUGUAGAUACUGUGUUUUCUAUCAAACAUUGUUUAUAACGUGUAUAUAUAGAUCUGUUUCCUGUAAAAAAAAAAUGGCCCAAAUUGUGUGUUUGUGUUUGGUUUUUUAAUGAGUAACGUCUACAAAAUAAAUCCGUCCAUGGGACUACUGACCUCUU